Aphanomyces astaci is the source of this 2111-nucleotide messenger RNA. RefSeq lists its product as hypothetical. Gene Ontology annotation, cellular component: peroxisome. NCBI's taxonomy places the organism in Eukaryota, Oomycota, Saprolegniomycetes, Saprolegniales, Verrucalvaceae. The coding region runs from base 14 to 1996 and encodes 660 amino acids. Gene Ontology annotation, biological process: lipid homeostasis; fatty acid beta-oxidation using acyl-CoA oxidase. The transcript is spliced from 12 exons. Gene Ontology annotation, molecular function: FAD binding; fatty acid binding; acyl-CoA oxidase activity. The record is from RefSeq and is a predicted model, not a curated record.
GCAUCAUAUUCAAAUGCUUUCGAGCGCUUCCGACGUCCUGGCGGGCGAACGACGUCACAGCCCGGCGACGCUGGCCGUAGAGCUGGCAGAAGUGUUCACGCAUGGGAGCCAAGCAAGACGGUUGACGUACGUGCGUCUUCGCGGGCUGCUGGAGGCCCACCUGUCGUUCGAAGAAGCGCAGACGUUGUUCAGCGAAUCCAUCGACAACCAACGCGUGCGGGUGCUGCGCCUUGCCAGUCUGGUCGAAACCCUCAUCAUCAAGCAUCACCUCGACACCGCGGACGCCGACACCCUUCGCGUCAUUUCCCAGGACGUCACCGGCUACGCCACGCCCACGCUGCUCCAUCACGCCAUGUUCACCAAGAACAUAGCCAGCAUCUUCACGCCCGAGCAACAGGCAGCAUGGGGCAUGUCCAUCGACUCGUUCCAGUGGCUCGGGUGCUAUGCCCAGACCGAGCUCGGCCACGGCUCCAACCUCCGCUCCCUUGAGACCACCGCGACGUUCGUCCCCGAGCUCGAUAUGUUUGAGCUCCACUCGCCGACCCUCACGUCCAUCAAGUACUGGCCUGGCGCACUAGCCAGUACCGCCAACAUAGCCGUCGUGUACGCGAGACUUCUGAUCCGCGGGAAGGACUUCGGCGUCCACAGCUUCCUCGUACAGUUGCGCGAGUUUGCCACACACAAGCCCCUUCCAGGCAUCACCGUCGGGCACAUUGGAAACAAGCUGGCGUUCAAUACCGUGGACAACGGGUACUUGAAAAUGAACCACGUGCGCAUUCCACGCCUCCAUAUGGCCAUGAAGUUCGCGACGGUGGCCCGCGAUGGCACGUUCUCUAGAGUCGACGGUGCAAAGCGAGAGAUGUCGUACUUUACGAUGCUCCAAAUGCGCUUUCACAUGAUGCACGGCAGUGCCAAAGCCCUGUCCAAAGCUGUCACCAUCGCGGUGAGAUAUUCAGCCAUCCGGUUACAAGGACUCGACGGGUCGGCCCCUCGACGCGAAGUGCACGUGCUGGACUACCAGUCGCAACAACACCGGGUGCUCCCGCGGAUCGCGGAAAGCUUUGCGAUCUUCGCGACGAGCCAAGUGUACUCAACCUUCUGCACCCAAGCCACGACCAUGGUCGACCAGGGCGAAUCUAUCGACGCCACGACGCUGGCCAUGGCGCACGCCGUCAGCUGUGCGCUAAAGGUCGUGUGCAGUGAACUGUGCACCCGCGGUAUUGAAAUCUGUCGACGCGCGUGUGGGGGCCACGGGUACUUGCAAUCGAGUGGGUUGCCGGAAUUGGGAGGAUUUGCCGCCCAGUUUGUCACGGCCGAAGGCGAGAAUUACGUGAUUUCGCAGCAAACCACGCGCACGCUAUUGAAGCUCGUACGUGGGUAUCGCCUGGGCGCGGCCUUGCCCCCAGCCCUCCAAAUAUUUCAAAGCCUCGACCAAGGCGUGCCACCGACCUUGACAUCUUCCGAUUACGACCAGCUGUUCCAAGUCCGGUUUCUGGUGCUACUCAAGCAAUUCGAAGACAUGGCGGCGUUGUAUCCUUCGCUGGACGACGCCAUCCACGCCAAUUUGAUCGAAUCACAUCACUUGGCACUGUGCUAUGGCAAGUACGUCCUCGUGCACGAAUUCUCGGCCCAUCUCACCAGCCUGUCUCCAUCUACCAAAUCCAUCACAACAUCCCUAUUUGACCUGUUUUGCGUGACCCAACUCCAAGAGGACUUGGCCGAUUUCAUUGGCUUGGUCAACUUGCCAGCUUCCGUUCGUGGAAGCCUCCAUGAUCGGCUGGUCGCGCUGCUGGCUGCCGUCCGCCCGCACGCGGUGGCCCUUGUGGACUCCUUUGACCACUCCGACAUCAGCCUCAACUCGACCCUCGGCCGCGCACAUGGUCAAGUGUACGAGUCGCUCAUGCAGUCCAGCCUUCUCUACGCUAAGGACGACGCCAUUCCCGGGUUUACAGACUACCUCCAGCCCCUCCGUCGCCUACACGAGUCCAGGUUGUAAGUGGUGCCGCCGAUCGCUGGUAAAGAGCCACACAGCGGCAAGGAUGUGACACAGUGAAACGUUGGUUGUACUCUCCAGUGCUAGGACCAGGAUAACGUUCAUGGAUGUGUAUAAU